This is a messenger RNA of Anopheles funestus (African malaria mosquito), 8780 nucleotides long. Its product is annotated as homeobox protein PKNOX1-like. Gene Ontology annotation, molecular function: DNA-binding transcription factor activity, RNA polymerase II-specific; RNA polymerase II cis-regulatory region sequence-specific DNA binding. Gene Ontology annotation, biological process: regulation of transcription by RNA polymerase II. Bases 2026 to 3570 code for a protein of 514 amino acids. Lineage: Eukaryota; Metazoa; Arthropoda; Insecta; Diptera; Culicidae. The transcript is spliced from 11 exons. The record is from RefSeq and is a predicted model, not a curated record.
GCGCUUCAGCGGUGGGUUCGGAUUUUCCGAUGCGCUCUCUAGUGCUGUCCCGUUCGCUCUCGCAGUGCUGCGAGCGUUUAGCGUUGCCAAGGAAAAGCGUCGAGGAUACGGCGUCUCCAUCGUGUGUCAACAUGUCGUUCGUUAUCUCCGGUUGCUGUUGUGUGUGGUUGGUGGUGAAUGGGGCAUUUUUUUCCCUUCAGGUUUUGAGAGAUAGAUAGAGAGAGAGAGAGAGAAAGAGCGAAAAAGGCACGUCUGCUCCCGUGCCAGAUGGGACGAGCUCGUGGAGAGUGUUGUGUUUGGUCCGUCCGACGAAUACCACGCUAUCAGGCCGUGCCUCAACAACACAACAUCACCAGCAGCAGCAGCAGCAAGAACAGCAGCACAAUUCAUCUCGCGCAACCGGGAACUUACUGCCUCUGUAGGUGGCAGGUGUCGAAGGCGAACAAAAGUGAUGUCUGUGAAGCAUUUUCUUCCGUGUGAUUAUCAUCGACAAAAUACGUAUACGUUAAUUCUACAAUCGAAGUAACGCAAGCAAACUGUUUAAACACCGUAUACGAGAGAAAUUCUUGCAUUUACGAGAACUUAGUAUUGGUUCGGUUGAAAGUGUCCCAUCUUCAUCUUCACUAUCGUGUUCCAAUCUCUUCCAUCGCUAAGACGACACAAUACGCUCAAACGCCUCGAGGAGUGGCCAGAGGGCAAUUACGCUUGACGGUGGUCGGAACACGGCGACUAGUUCUGCUACACCUUCUACCAGCCUGCUAUUACUUCCGGCAGCGAUUGAUCACCACUGAUAAGCGCCACCGAAAAGCACCCUUAACGCCGAAUCCUGUCCCUCGGUGUGUGUGCGUUAAAGCUGACCGGGAAAAAAGCACCUCCGAAAGAGAGCGUAUUUGUAGUGGUGCGCUAUCCACUACAAAAAAAAAACGGACGCGUCCGAGAGCAUCUAAAAAAACAGCAGUAGCAAACAAAAAAAGGAGCAGAUAACCGUAAUCCGACGUUUUUGACGUUAUUCCGUGUUUUUUUGUUUACGUAUUGUUUGACCCGAGCCGCCGAUUUUGACAGCUUUCGGGAGAACGGAUAUAUACAAACAAGCGCGUGGACUUACUACGAUGGAUAAUAAUGAUGCGGCGUGUGUUGUACGCACGUAGUUAGUAAACAGUGUGUGCUGCUGUUUCGCGUUGCAAGGUGCUUCGUUUUCUUGUGAAAAUAAAGUUUUACAUAAAAUGCACCAAAGCAUCGCAGUAUCAAAAAUUUCUCAGUGCGUGAAAGUGUAAUUGUGGUGUAAGCAAUUCGUAUGCUCGUUUAUAUUGUCUUUCCGUGCCGGCGGGUGGUCCAAAUCCAAGUGAACAUGUGUUGAGUUUGGGAGUUGUGGUUGGCUGCCAAAACAAAAAAGGAACCGUGACGAGAGAGAACAAAAACCCCUUCUACAGUGCGUGUCCAAAUGUUCAAAUGUCCUGUGCUCCUGCUGUUCUUAUGCAUGAAUUGUUGCUCCUACGUUUGAGGAAGUUUCUCGUACACCACAAUCCGGCCCACCAACUGUUGAUCCUGCUUGCCUGAGUCGCACACCUUGCCGAUGGAUAUGAAAUUUGUCAAAUUUAAUUGAGUGAUACCAUUUAGUGCUUGAUGUUGCACUACUGAACCAGCGUGAAAUAAUGUCUUAACAAUCGCUGGACGAUUUGCUAGCUUCCAUGUAGUUGUCAGAAGAAAAAAACAACUGGCACGGCUGAAGUUGACGUGAACGUGAAAGAAAAAUGGAACAAUGUUCUUCAAGAUGAGUUUGUGAAGUCAUCUACGACAAGCUGAUUCUGGUGAUAAAAAACUGCACGAGCCCCGAAACAUCCCAUCCAAGAAUAUAAAAAAGCACCCAGUUACACUUACACAUCUGCAGUAAAAUACGAUAUUGUGAUAAAGGUAUUAAAGAAAAGGAUAUUCAAAUUCUGGUUCGUACGUGGACGUGGUGCAAUAUUUCCUACCCUGGUCAAGCUUCAAUACAAAAACACACCUAACUGUACACAACGCACAACAAUGCAAGAAAAUAGCGUAACGGCGGUUCCGGUGUCGGCGGUGACGGCAUCCGGACUGGGCACAAUCGGCACCAGUGCCGGAAGCACCGGGCCUGGCGUGGUCGGAAACACAGUCAACAGUGGCAGCAACAGCAAUGGCAGCACUGGCAGUACGAGCAACAACGGUCCUGGCAGUGGUCCAAUCACGGCCUCGACAGGCUCCGGCAGUUCGACCAUCUCACCACACGGCCUCAGCGACAUCGAUCAGGCACAGUUCGAAGCCGACAAGCGGGCAGUCUACAAACAUCCUCUGUUUUCCCUGCUGGCACUGCUGCUAGAAAAAUGUGAACAAGCCACCCAAGGCUACAUUCCUUCCUCGUCUUCCGCGUCUAGUCCAAACGGGUCAUCCAACAAUGGCACCAGUGAUGGAGAUAGUUUCUCCCGAGAUAUUCAGGCCUUCGUACAACUGCUGGAGAAAGAAAAGCGUCCUCUGUUAACGAACAAUAGCGAGCUGGAUGGACUAAUGAUAAAAGCAUUGCAAGUGUUACGAAUACAUCUGCUCGAACUGGAGAAGGUACAGGAGUUGUGUCGAGAUUUCUGCACACGCUACAUUGCCUGCCUUCGUAGUAAGAUGCAGUCGGAAAACUUACUUCGAUCGGACUAUGCUCUCGAGCACAACAACAACCUGUCCAACUCCAACAGUCCCAUCAACAGUCCGGAACAGGAUCUUUCCGGUAGUGCCCAGGGAUAUUACCAGAACACGGAUUACUUGCAAGGGAGCGACACAAGCGAAUACAGUAAUAUGCAAGCUAAGGGAGGCUUACUGAGCUGCAGUAGUCCGUGUGGUCCGAGUAUUCAGACAUCGAAUCCACAACAUUCACUUCCCCAUCCAGCGCUUCAGCAGCAGGAUCAGCACUCACUUCACCAUCACCAGCAAGUGCCGACAUCAUCAGCAAUACAAUUACCAAACAGUGCCAUCAUCUUGGAGAAUUCGACCGUUGAAGACUUGUCACAUGCAGGAAACCCGCUUCCACUUGCUGGCGGUGUUGGAAUGCCUGGACUUGCGGGAUUGUCUGCAUUGCAUGGCGAUGCCACGGGAGCUCUGCUUCCAACUGAUCUGAGCGCAGCGGCAGCUGCCGCUGCCAUGGCAUUCCAGCAGCAACAGUAUCACCUACCGACGCAUCCUAACGCCGACACGAUGCCUCUCAGCUCGGUUCGAUGUCCACCGGCAAUUGCGCUUACCUCACCGCUUGACAUCUACGCUGGUCAGCUCUCACCGUGUGGGAGCUCCGAUGAGCUUGACUCCGAACUUGACUCACUCGGGGACGGUGAUUCGAGUUCGGGCAAACGACAGAAGCGAGGCAUCUUGCCCAAACAUGCCACCAGUGUAAUGCGCGCUUGGUUAUUUCAGCAUCUAGUCCAUCCCUAUCCUACUGAGGACGAAAAGCGUGCGAUAGCAGCACAAACCAAUCUCACCUUGCUUCAGGUAAACAAUUGGUUCAUUAACGCUCGUCGACGUAUCUUGCUACCAAUGCUGGAGAAUGCCUCCGACAACUCUGGGGAGUAAGAUUGUCAUACUCCAUGUCUUGCUUAUUGCAAAACAUAGUUCACCAAAGAUCCACUAACAGUAACCUAUACGGUGUGUAGGAUAAAACCUCAGGAUAAAACUGCAAAACUAAAACAAGAUGACAAACUGACUGGAAGCAAACUGUUUGCAACAUACCAUCAUCCGUUUGAAAAUAGCCUCACAGUCAAGUCUAAGCUCUUAGUAAUCGAACGACAGGUUGCUCUAUUAAUUCGCGUUGAAGUACGCCUUCUUCUUCUUCUUCUUGGCUAAGUACCUCAAAGAUUAUGCCGGCCAUUUCUGGUUUAUUAGACUUAUUUUUACUACGUAGCAAGAUUGACUAUCUUGCUAUGGUGGCACGGUCUGGAUGGGAUUUGAAACCCGGUCCUGCCGUGAAUGAAGUACGUAUUUUACAAAACAAUCAUUCGUUCCUCAUUGUUUGUGAAGCGGGUGCCUAAUCAAUGUUUUCUAGAAUUACAAUCGGAAACAAUUCGUAAGAGUAUACGUGUGUAGCCUAGAUUAUGUUUCACAAACAAAUGUCACCGUAAUCGAUGUUUUACGAUUAAUUGAGGGGCGUUAGGAAUGCGCAACAACAACAUCCACACUGGUAAUUACUCGACCGUGUUGAACUGUAUCAAUUUAAAUUCUAUUUUUAGAUGAAGUAUGAAUUGGAAAAACAAUUCGUGAUAUUUCCCCAUUUCCUGGGGGGAUUUUUGAGUAGGACCACCCCCGUAGUUCUAAUCAACUUGUCAACUUGCCUGUCAAGCAAACAAAAUUCUCAGUUCGCUACGUAAAAAAAACACACGGAAUUCAAACAAUAGAAAGGCGAACCAGUGGCCGAGUAAUUGCUCCAAUCAAUGUGGGUAAACAGUGCCAUGCCACCUUGUGUUGGUGUCGGGGCCGGUGGUACGGUGCCAUCCGAUUUGAAUAGAAAUGCAAUUUACAAACAAAUUCAUCCCAAUCAAACGUACCCCGCACACAAGCGCACGGGAACGACAAUCGUUACCAAUGGUCGAAUUUCGGUCACAGCACAGAUUUCCAGAGAAAAGGCCCUGCCCAGUUCCUUCCGUAACCGGGUGAAGUGGGUUAUUAAUUAACCCGACUGCAAGCUGCUUCGCUAUCCUUUCAUCGGUUAAUGCUAUUAAUGGUGAAGGUGAACGUGCGAGAAAAAACAAAAUAGCACGACAGUGAGGAUAUUAUUCGUGCGUGCCGGUGCGCUAUGAUGAGGCCUGAAUUGAUUAAUAUUUAUUACCUUCGUAAUGAGCCCUGCCGUGGUUCGUGGUUAAGGACGACGAAUCGGGAGAGCUGUGGAUUUUAUUUUUCGGUUUUCUCCCCACCUGUAACACCGGGGUGUUGGGAAGUCUUCAAACACGCGGCGUAAAGGUAACUCAAUUAUGGAUCGGAAGGAAAUGGUACCGGCGGUGGUUCUGAAAUCUGAAACCGGCAAUGCGUGAACGGAAGUUUUCGUGUGACGUUCGAACACGCUGAGAAGCCGAAAUGGAAAUGAAUUUGUGCGUUUCGGGGUAGUUGAAUGCUUCGAUUACAGCUUACCUUACCGUUUGUGGCAUCGUGACCAGUGGUGGAUGUAAUCGGAUGACGAUUACAUAAAUAAAUAUCAUUUGCAUACAUUUUGAGGCACAUUCGCCAGAGGAGAGGAAGAAACAUUAACCACCUGCGAGUGGACGGUUAGACUAAAACCCCUCAACGAUGAUAACCGCAUGAUUACGAAUGAUGCACUUAAAAGAGUAACAGAACGCAGACAAAGAUUACGAGCUGUUUGCUUUAAAGCGGUUCAUAAUUAAAAGGAAAAAGAGCACACAAAUCGCUUCCUACAAAAUUUCUUCCCAGAUGAAGAAAAUAAUACUUCCAAACGCGACAUGGAGAUACUCAGAUGACGGCAAGACCGAAGAUAACUCAUACAAAACAAACAAGCCAAGUAUACGUAAAUGAAACAAACACUCAAUCCUGCUAGAAGAAAAUGGAAUUCGACAUGGAAAGAUAUUCUAUUUAGCAUGUAAAGAUGCAAACGAUGGUUGCACAUAUUACGAGAUAAGCAAAACAAAGUUACUUUUAAGUGUCAUAUUAGUUCCGUUUUCUAAGUUUAAAUUGGUGACAUGAAACUACUGUGACAGAAUGAAACAAAGCAACAGAUAUACGUACAUUAGUAUACUAAGGGCAGGAAAGGAAAAAUGAAACAAAAAACAAAAACUAAGCAAGUUAAAAUACGUAAGUAAGUGCGAAUCUAUCGGAAAGAGCGUUUCAGUAGCCGUAAAUAAGUACAUUAGAAAACGAAACGCACGAAAAUGGCAAGGAGAGAAAUACUCUAACCGGUUCAUUUCUCGCGCGAAUUGGCGAUCCGUAGCGAAAGAAGUGGAAAAAGGAUGUGAAAAUUAACAAAGCGCUGAUACACGAGCGAAAGAGGAUGAGUGAAUUCUGUGAUAAUAGAUUUAUUUGAUUUCCAUAUCGCCAUGAAAAGAAACGAAAGCGAAAAACGGAAAGUUGAAACAAAAACGCCCGUCAGCAAUCAACAACAGAACCAGAUACUCCAGUCGCAAACAGAAACUUGCCGAAAGUGUUAGUUGCGCGAGAAGAACAUGUUCUAUUCCUAAAAAUUUGGAAUAGUAAGGUGCUUGUUUUGAAAGAAAAAAUAACAAUUUUGUUUGAUGUUUUGCAUUCGGAUUAUCAAUCUUAACUACAACGUACAUACAAAACUGCUGUCGUCUACUUGAAGCGUUCGUUGUAAAAAGCAAUGCGGAUGUAAAAAGUGCAACUAGUGAACACACUCUUAUACGAUAGGAUGUUACGAAAGAAUCUGCAAGCCUAAAACAAAAAGAACAAGCUCGUGUGAAAUAUUAAACGAAAACAAACACAACCAGUCAUCGAAGUAACUGAAGUAUACCAUAUAUGAAAUAAGUGAACCGGUAACGUGAAGUGCGUAAACAGUAUACAGAACGAAGGAGGAAAGGAAGAAAAAAAUAAAACAAAACAGUAACAGAGUAACUAUAAAAGACGCAACACAAAAACGAAGAAAGUAAACCAAGAAUGCCAAGUGUGAAGCUUUUAUGUUGAAAAUAGUGAAACAAAUUUUGCGUUGUUAGUAUCAAGUGAACACAAACCAACAACGGAUAAGAAACGAUGCAAUUGCUGAAGAAGGAAGAAAGUGAAACUACAAAUACCAUCGUCUCUGCUGCGAACCUUGUAUACGUAAUAGGAAACAAAGAACAAAGAAUUCAUAUUGUGAGUGAGGCAAACGAAAUAAUAGAAGGUAACAAAUUUACGUUAUUAUUUUCUAACAUUAACAUAUAUCUAUAUAUAUACACAUGAAUAUAUUCCUAGUAGUGUAAGGUUUUUAUUAACAUUUCCUAAUACAAUUAAGAGAAUGAAAGAGUGGAAAGAAGGAAGAAAAAUGAAAGGUAUACUAAUUUCCCUGCCUCGAAAAGAAUCGCAAAACCUUCUUUCUUUCAUAUUUUGUUUUUCUUACUAACAAUGUAUCUUUCCCUUCUGUAAUGGCUACUCACUCAGAACUAACUAAUGUAUAGAGAAACAACAAAAAAAAAACAAACAAAAAUGCAACCACUGUUAGCCAAAUAGUGAUGGUAAACACUCAUUAAACAGCACCGUCCAAAAAAAAUGAAGCAAAACGGUGAAAAGUUGUGGAUGAAACACGUUUCACCAAAAAAUCUUCCUUUCAACCAAAUCUUUUCCACAACCCCCAAACCUUUACGAACACCCCGUGGUCAUUCUUCCAAUCGAGAAACAAAGAUGUUACCAUGUUACGUUAGCUGUAGAUCCGAACCACGGAACCACACGUGUGUAGAAGAAAGUUGUUGUGUUUUUGUUGGUAGUGUGCGUUCCUUUUCUGAUUGUGUGUGCUACUUUUGAUUUCAAUGUCCUAGUCUCAUUGUGAAAGGGAAUUAGGUUUCGCUUGACACGAACCCAACUCGCGCUGUGAUUAUGGGAUGUCCUUGAAAAAUAGUUUUUUUUUUAAAUCCCAUCAAAGCCAUAGAAGUGGUGAGUGAAACCAUGCUGUCGGAAAAUUGAUUUCUAUUUCUUUGACAAAAUUUUCACUAUUGGUAUUAAAUGUCAGCGCAUUGCAUUUUCGACGAUCGUAAGAUUAAUUCAUAAAUCUAAAGAAUUAUUUGCCACAACCCCCGGAAUGAUUUUCAAAAGUUUGUUUGAUGUCUUCAUAUGUAUACCCCAGUGAACUCACACAGACAGAGGAGGUUCCUUUGGCAAUAGCAUUAAAUUAUGAGUUUUUGAGAAGGGAUGUGUAUACAUUUAACUCCUACCAGAAAAAUCGUGUAUUUUAUUCAUUCACACGUUUAUCAUGGUUUUUUUUAUAUAUAUAGAUGAAUGAAAACAUUUUUGAAGGCCAUGCAAACGCAAACACACAACUUAACGUCCGUGCCAUUAAGAGAGAAGUAAAAGGAGAUAUGAUAAUUAAGAAAGGGGAAAAAACCUAGUGUAGAAUAGCAAGAGGGCUUGACGGUGACAACACAGAACUACCUUCAGUUAAAAGUACGUAAAACAUAACUUUAGAUCUAGAGACAACAAAAUGUAUACCACAUAAAAAAAAAAUACCUAACAUGGAAACGAACCUAGAACAACGCACUUUCAACCGCGGGAAAUGCGUUUAGGCUUGUUUGCUAUUGUUUUGCGCUUUAUGAAGAAGUACAUGUAAAUGCAAACCAAUACCCAACACAACACACCAUACUCUGUGACAAAUACUUUGUUUGCGUAAAAAAAACGCUAAAACAUAAAAUUUAGAAAAUCGGUACACAACCUGUUUAGCUUACACUUUUUCGGCGAAAUAACUAAAGCAAAGAAGGUUUGUUACCUCCUCAAAAACUACACAAAAGUAAAGUGAAACACACUCGAAGUAAAGAAGCAGAAGCUGGGUGACAGUAAGAUUGGCAACAAUCUAUCUAAAGAUCAGUGUAAAAAAAGAGUAAUUUACAAAGAACGAUGGCGCACCGGCAACAUCGCAUGUCGGAAGGAAAUGGUUACCCCACAAACAAACAAACGAAAAGAAAAUGUAUACUAUUAUAUAAUGAAUUGAUCAUUAAAGAAGAAAUCAAGUGAAGGGGAGAAGGGAAAACCCCCUUCUUAUGCAAACGCAAGCAAAUCUAGCCGAAAAUGAAAAACAGAAGCCGAACAGAAGCUGCCUCAUUUUAACUGAAAUGACAGCUGAGAAUAAAACUAUUUGAAAUCUA